This is a messenger RNA of Trematomus bernacchii (emerald rockcod), 1181 nucleotides long. It is a transcript of the gene cibar1, whose product is annotated as CBY1 interacting BAR domain containing 1. Gene Ontology annotation, biological process: cilium assembly. Gene Ontology annotation, cellular component: ciliary basal body; ciliary transition zone. The record is from RefSeq and is a predicted model, not a curated record. Lineage: Eukaryota; Metazoa; Chordata; Actinopteri; Perciformes; Nototheniidae.
AUGUUGUCUUUUUCUCUCUCCAGAGACAACCAGACAAGAAAGAUCCAGGAAAACAUCACCAAUGUGGAGAAACAUUUUGGAGAGAUGUGCCAACUGUUUUCCGCAUAUGUCCGUAAAACAGCCAGGUUACGGGACAAGUCAGAUGUCCUGGUUCGGGAAAUUGGCCUGUAUGCAGACACAGAAACACCAGAUCUGAAGAGGGGUAUGAAGCAGUUUGCAGACCACAUGGCCAAGAUCCAAGACUACCGCCAAGCUGAGGUGGAAAGACUUGAAUCCAAAGUCAUAGAGCCAUUAAGCUAUGGAGCUGUAGUGAAGCGUAAAAGGGAGGAUCUGAAGGCGACUCAGAGUGCCAGAGACAGAGAAGCCAAACAGAUGGCUCAGCUCGAGAGGACCAGACAGAGGAACCCCUCCGACAGGCAGAUCAUUUCUCAGGCUGAAAGUGAGCUCCAGAGAGCCACCAUGGAUGCCACACGGACCACCAGGCAGCUUGAGGAGACCAUAGACGAGUUUGAGAGGCAGAAGAUCCGGGACAUCAAGAAAAUCUUUGGCGAGUUUGUGACAGUGGAGAUGUCCUUCCAUGCCAAGGCCUUGGAGGUGUACACCUUGGCCUUCCAGAGCAUUCAAAGUGUGGACGAAGAGCAGGACCUGGAGGUGUUCAGGAGUUCGCUGCACCCCCCUGACUACCAGUCACGCUUAGACAUAGUGCGAGCUAAUUCCAAAACCUCCCUCGAUCGGACCGGGUCCUUCCUGAGUACUUCAGGGACCUUACAGCAACAAAGGGAUUGCAGUCGACAGACAAGAAGAGAGGAGGAGGAUGAUGAUGACGAAGAGGAUGAGGAUGAUUCUGAAGAGGAGGAAGAGGAGGACGAAGACACAGAUGAUGAUCAUUGAUUUGUUGUAUUGUUUUAUCUUGUUUGUUUGAAAGUGUAUUAUUGUGUCAUUGCCAAAAUCAUUUCACACAGUGAGUCUGAGCAGUAUUGUAGUGCACGACGUGUGUUGUAGUUGUUCAUUAGGAACACAUUGUCCUUUACUAACAUUUGUCUUUUAAAUCCCAGCCAAUUAUUGUCUUAUGUAUUUUUAUAUAACACAUGCUGAAAUGUACAUUACAUAUUUAGUUGUACUGGAACUAUCAGUGCACCAUGUAAUUCGUCUUCAUGAAUUAAAAAAAGAAUCAGUUUUCA